Hibiscus syriacus is the source of this 951-nucleotide messenger RNA. RefSeq names its product protein unc-45 homolog A-like. The transcript has 3 exons. Bases 88 to 951 code for a protein of 287 amino acids. Gene Ontology annotation, molecular function: protein binding. Lineage: Eukaryota; Viridiplantae; Streptophyta; Magnoliopsida; Malvales; Malvaceae. The record is from RefSeq and is a predicted model, not a curated record.
CUCUAUCAUUUUUUUUAUAAAAAAUAUGUUCCAUUGAAAAUCUCAUAACAGAUUAACCAGAUCGGAAGGACUGGGUAGCAGGUGAAUAUGGCGACGGCGUCGUUUAACAAGAUCGAGAGGGCCCACCAGAUGUAUCGAGAAGGGAUGUACGAGGAAGCCCUGAUUUACUACACGGCGGCGUUGGCGGCUGCUAGGACGAAACCUCAAAAGAUCGCGUUGCACAGCAAUAGAGCUGCUUGUUUCUUGAAAUUACAUCAGUUCAGAAAGGCAACAGAAGAAUGUACCUCUGUUCUUGAGCUUGACCACAAGCACACUGGAGCUUUGAUGUUGCGAGCGCAAACUCUAGUCACUUUAAAGGAGUACAAUUCAGCACUCUUUGAUGUCAACCGGCUCAUAGAGUUGAAUCCAUCUUCAGAAGUUUAUCAUAACCUUAAAGCUUGCUUGAGGACGCAAGUGACACUUACUCCAAUACCCGAGUCUGAAGCCGAGUUUGAAGAGGAGGAAGAAGAGCAUGAACAAUCCUGUACUGCACAGAAAGGAGAGGAACAAUAUGAUAGCAAGGAAGACAUUGUACUACCGGCUGUUCGGGAAGAUCCGAAUGUCAAAGAAUCUUCUGAGCAGGAAAUAGACUGUAAGUGCGUGCCUGAAAUAAAUACUAGAGUAGCUGCACCUCAAGAACCAAAUUCCAAAGGAUACCCAGGAAUACCUAAAUCCGACGCACACAUAGAACAGAAGAAAGUGCCUCAAAGAAUUGGUGUAUCUGUUCCUAUCGGACAGGGCACCAAAGAUUCCAAGGGUUGGCAAGCAAUCUCUAAGCCAAAGGGACACUCUGCUCUGGACUAUGCACGGUGGGUCAAAGUUCAAGAUGACUCUAGCGAUGAUGAUGAGGACGACUCUCAGCCUCGGUACCGGUUCCGGGUAAGAACUGUUGGCAUGCGACCAGUGAAGUGA